Molecule: messenger RNA, 1645 nt
Organism: Lolium rigidum
Lineage: Eukaryota; Viridiplantae; Streptophyta; Magnoliopsida; Poales; Poaceae
Product: receptor-like protein EIX2
Exons: 3
Coding region: 1-1638 (545 amino acids)
Molecular function (GO): protein binding
Source: RefSeq, a predicted model, not a curated record
AUGGCCGAGCCGAGGUCGCUUGCCAGAGUUGCCAUGAUCCUAACGUCAUACUCUCUUCUCUUCCGCCGGAGUUCGUCGGCACCAGCACCGGCGGGCACCCUCUGCAUCCCCCGUGAGCGGGACGCGCUUCUCGACUUCAAGGCCGGUCUCACCGACCCCGGCAACUUCCUCUCGUCGUGGCAAGGGGCGGACUGCUGCCAGUGGAAGGGCGUCAAAUGCAGCAACGGGACCGGCCACGUCGUCACGCUCCGAGUCAGCACUGGGUUUUACAGUCCGGAGCUCAUAGGAGGUGAGAUUCGCCCAUCCUUGCUCACUUUACAGCAUCUCGACUGGCUGGACCCCUCGGAGAAUGACUUCGGUGGCAAACCCAUCCCGGAGUUCAUCAGCGGCCUACGGAGCCUGACGAGCCUCAUCCUCUCUAACUCCAAUUUCGGCGGUCGGAUUCCUCCCCACAUUGGGAACCUCUCGAACCUAGUCAACCUCCAUAUCACCAAUAGUGAUGAUUUAACUGUGCCACAAACCUAUCAGCUCAUCUCGCCUGAUCUCGCAUGGGUGUCGCGCCUAUGGAAGCUCCAGAUACUCGACUUGGGUGGGGUGGACCUCAGCGCUGCCGUCGACUGGGCUCAUGCUCUCAGCAUGCUCCCCUCCCUAGAAAGCAUUUAUUUAAGCUUUUGUGGGCUACAGAACACCAUGCCUCCCCUAGUACAUUCCAAUCUCACAUCGCUGGAAUUCAUCAUGAUGAGUUGGAACCCCUUCAACCAAUCCAUCGGUGCCAUCAAUUUUGUUUGGAAUCUGCCUCUGCCUAGCCUCCUAGGGCUAUCGAUGAUGCACUGCGGUUUCCAUGGUUCUAUCCCGGACGCCGUGGGGAACUUGACCUCCCUUAAAGAAUUGUAUCUUGAUGAGAACCACAUCACUGGCACUGACGCAAUUCCAUUGACAUUGAAGAAACUCAAGAACCUAAAGGUACUCAGUUUAACAGAGAACUUUAUCAACAUGGACGUAGGGAAAAUGCUGGAUCGGUUGCCAUCAGAUGAAUUGGAGAUGUUGUCUUUGGACAACAAUAAUUUGACAGGGUCCUUACCAAUUGGUAUACGGGAACUCAUAAAGUUGAGAGGCUUAUGGCUAAGCUCUAACAACUUACAUGGUACAAUCACUGAGCAUAUUGGUGAGCUACGUGAACUGGAAUCUUUUGACCUCUCACAUAAUCUGCUCCGUGGUGAAAUUCCUGGAGGUUUAUCAGCUCUAUCAGCAUUGACCCGAUUGAACUUGUCAUAUACUCCUAACAAUCUGACAGGAACUAUACCAUCUGGGAAUCAAUUAAGAACUCUAGAUGAUCAAGCAUCUAUUUACAUCGGCAAUCCUGGUUUAUGUGGUCCACCUCUCAGAAGAAAUUGCUCGGGAAUUGACAUAACUCCGCUCGCCCCUGAAGAACAUGAAGGCAUGCACGAUGUGGUUUCGAUUUACCUCAGCAUGUGCAUUGGAUUUGUGGUAGGUCUCUGGAUUGUCUUCUGUGGCUUCUUAUUCAAAAGGAAAUGGAGAGUUAUGUUUUUCUUAUUUUCGGACCACAUGUAUGAUUGGGUUUACAUGCAAGUGGCUGUGGGCUGGAUUUCAUUGGCAAGAAAAAUCCGCGGAGGAUGAGAUAACA